This is a messenger RNA of Ipomoea triloba (trilobed morning glory), 971 nucleotides long. RefSeq names its product triphosphate tunnel metalloenzyme 3. The coding region runs from base 38 to 646 and encodes 202 amino acids. Lineage: Eukaryota; Viridiplantae; Streptophyta; Magnoliopsida; Solanales; Convolvulaceae. The record is from RefSeq and is a predicted model, not a curated record. The transcript is spliced from 2 exons.
AGGUGUAUUUUACACAGGCUCAUUCCAUGCCGUAAAGAUGGAGAUUGAAGUGAAGCUCCGAUUGCCUGAUGCCGAUUCGCACCGAAAGCUCCUUUCACUGCUCACUCCGUUUCACAUCCAAACCCACCACCAACGCAACACCUUCUUCGACGGCGCGGCGGCGGAGCUCAGCUCUCAGCGCGCCGUUCUCCGCCUCCGCUUCUACGAGAACUCGGAAUCCCCCAAGUGCGUCGUCUCCCUCAAGGCAAAAGCGGUAAUAGUCAACGGCGUGAGUAGAGUCGAGGAGGACGAGGAGGAACUGGACCCCAAAACCGGGUACGAGUGCGUUGAGAAUCCGGCGAAGUUAGCUGAGGUGGAUUCGAGAAUUUUGAGGAGGGCAAAACAGGAAUUCCAAGUCGGGGAAGCGGGAUUUGUGGGGUUAGGGGGGUUUAGGAAUGUGAGGAAUGUGUAUGAGUGGAAAGGUAUGAAAUUAGAAGUGGAUGAAACAAUGUACGAUUUCGGCACUUUAUAUGAGAUUGAAUGUGAGAGCACGGAGCCAGAUAAAGUGAAGGGGAUGAUUGAGGAAUUUUUGAAGGAGAAUGGCGUUGAGUAUUCUUAUUCUGAGAAGUCUAAGUUUGCAACUUUCAGGGCAGGGAAGUUGCCUUAGUAUGUAUAAUUGAGUAAUGCUCACUAGUGAGGAACAAUGAAAGACAUAGCAACAAAUAAAGGAAGCUGUUUUCCCAGUGGACUUGCUUCACUCCCUCCAUUGGUACUUUGCUAUUUCAUCUUCUUGAUGUGUUUUAUAUUAUCAUAUGACAAUUUUAAGAAAAAUGCUGUUUAGUUGUUCCUCUGGGACUUGGGAGUAUCAAUUGCUCUAGAAUCGAUAUGCUCAAAUACAUUAUGUUCUCACUUCUCGAUAUGUAUAAACACUAAAAUUUGGUACAAAUUGAAAAUUGCGUAAAACGCUGAAUACAAAUUUCUGAUUUAAGUCU